AUGAAACCGCAAUAAUUACCACAGUAAGCGGCUUAGAGUGAUCAUGAGUUUGAUAAACAUCAUCAUGAAAGUUAAGGAGAUGAACAUGGAGAUGAACAUCAUUUAAAAGAAUACACAACAAAAGAAUUGAGGAGUAUUAAAAUAUAAGGUGUUAUAUGUUUAAUUGGAGGAAUAGCAUUACACUUUGUACUUGGAACAUUUUAUCUUUGGGGUGGAAUAAGUAUAAAUUUUGUAAUAAAUAUAUAGGUCCAUAUGUAGGUGCUUAUAUGAAAUAUAGAGAUCCAAAUGUUACAUAAUCUACAUUAUAGAUUAUAUUUCCUAUCUUAGGAUUAGGAUUAUUUUCUGUUCUAUCGUUUGGAGUUAAAUUAGCUCAACGAAUUGGAUUUAAAACAAUGAUAGGUUUAGCUGGAACUAUCAUAUCAUUAGCAUUUUUAAUACUAUCAUUUAUUAACAACAUUUAUGCAUUCAUUUUGAUAUAUUGUUUUAUGAUUGGGAUUCCAUCAGGAUUAGUGUAUAUGUUACCUAUAAGUAAUAUAUUCUAUAAUUAUAAGUUUGUGGAUGGAAAUUCUUUCCUUUCAAUAGAGGAAUGGUAUCAGGUUUAAUUAUUGCUGGAUAUGGAUUUGGAGCAUUUAUUUUUAAUUUUGUGUGUAAGGCUAUUUGUAAUCCAAAUAAUGAGGAACCUAGUGUAACAUAUGAAGAAGAUGGAAAGGUUAAAAAAUACUUUUCAUAAAAUGUACAUAAAAAUGUUCCAUUAAUGUUUUAAAUGUUGGCAUUGUAAUUUAGUUUACAUAAAUUUGAUUAGAUCAUAUUUUUUAUUAACGAUAAUAGCUACACUAUUGAUUAAAUAUCCAAGAGAUCUUCAUCUUGAAUAUCAAUCAGUUUUAGGAGAUGGAGUAAAGAAACCAAGUGGAAUAAAUCAUGAGAAAUCAGUAGAUUAUCAUCCAACUGUCCAUCAUGCAGAAUGUGAAACAGUAGGUUAAGGGAUGAAAUCAAAACCUUUUUGGUUUUUAAUUAUAAUGGUAUUGUGUUCAGUAAUACUUGGAUUAUUGAUGGCAAAUUGUUACAAAGUGUUUGGUCAGACAGUAAUAAAACUGAUAUAAAUAUAUAGCUUGGAAUAAAUGAUUCUAAUUUAACAGUUCUUGGAUCAGUAUAAGCAGUUUGUAAUGGAGGAUCAAGAUUUAUAUGGGCAGUAUUAUUAGAUAAAUAUGGGUUUAAAAAAAUAUAUUUAAUAAUAUCAGUGAUAAAUUUAAUAUGUAGCGCUACAAUAGGUUAUAUUGAUAAUAGUUAUGUUGGAUAUUUUAUCUUAUUAUGUGUGAUAAUGUUUUGUGAAGGUGGAUUAUUAUCUUGUUUUCCAGCAGUAAGUGCAAAAGUGUUUGGACAUAAAGUAAAUAGUAUAAAUAAAAAUAGGUUGGACCAGUAAUAUAUGGAGGAUUAUUUUUUGUUAUAGGAUUAUCAAAUAUGUUAGGAUAUUUAUUGUACAAAUUUGGUGAACCAAAAAUUGGUUAUAAUGGUGUAUUUUGGAUAGUAUUUGGAUUUUGUAGUGUAGCAUUCAUUUUAGGUGUAUUUUUUAAGGAAGAAUAUGAAUGGAAGAAGAAAGAUUAAAAAUGA
Molecule: messenger RNA, 1608 nt
Organism: Paramecium sonneborni
Lineage: Eukaryota; Ciliophora; Oligohymenophorea; Peniculida; Parameciidae
Source: the annotation of a GenBank genome assembly